Messenger RNA from Didymodactylos carnosus, 531 nucleotides. The record is from the annotation of a GenBank genome assembly. Lineage: Eukaryota; Metazoa; Rotifera; Eurotatoria; Philodinida; Philodinidae.
AUGCGACACGAUAAGUUUCUACAAUUUGGUUCUGGACCUGGUGGUAAUCGUUUGAUUAUAUUUUCGUCCACUGAUCAAUUGAAAAUACUUGAAGAUACUGAAGAAGUAUUCAUCGAUGAAACAUUUAAGGAAUUAGGACUGAAAAACGCUUAUGAAAAUGAUUCCAAUUUUGCGUAUGAUGUAAACAAGAUUGCUGCACUAGCAUUCCUUCAACCGUCCGAAGUCAGUCAAGGCUUCGAUGAGCUUUACCUAUCGUUACCACCAAUAUUACAACCACUAAUGGAUUAUUUUGAAGACACAUACAUCGGAAGACGGCGGCCUAAUGGACGUGGAACACCAAGAUUUCCAAUUGAGUUAUGGAACAUGCAUCAGCGGACAAUCAACCAUUCAAUGCGCACAAAUAAUUUUGCCGAAGCCUGGCAUAGAAGACUUAAUUCGGUUAUUCUAUAUCAACAUCCGUCUCUCUGGAUUUUUAUCGAAAGUAUCCAAAAAGAACAAAAUUUAUGUUCAUUGUCAGAUAGUGAAGAUUAA